CACGAUCGGAUAAAAUGUGACAUGCAUGCAUGAUAAUUCCUCUGACACUAUUUGAAUUUCAUUUUUUGCAUUGUACGUCGGUUUCCUCCGAGAAGUAAGGAAAUUAUUUUGGAGAAUUACUGGUUAUCAUCGUCCCUGUAACGUGCUACAUCGAAUUUUACGUGGUUUCCGUGGAACUCGUAACCAUAAAUAUUAACUCAACACAAUGGGUAGCAGUGGCCAACUGUAUAGCCUCUCCUGGGGUGAAUUUAGUUCAUCUUUAGCCUCUGCUGUACAGUUAUUAAGAGGCCACGGUGAUUUGGUCGACGUUACACUGGCUGCUGGUGGACGUAGUUUUCCUGCGCAUAAAAUAGUUCUGUGUGCAGCCAGUCCUUUCCUAUUAGAUUUACUAAAGAGCACACCAUGUCAACACCCUGUAGUUAUGCUAGCUGGUAUAGGAGCGAAUGAUUUGGAAUCUUUAUUGGAGUUUGUGUAUCGUGGUGAAGUGAGCGUGGAGCCGUCUCAGUUACCUUCGCUCCUUCAAGCUGCACACUGCCUUUGCAUUCAUGGAUUAACACCACCUACUAUACUGACGGAAAACGGUGAGGAGGUGCCUGUGUCAGCGAUUCCAACGCCGAAUGAAGGUUUAUCGAAGGAAACAAUUAGCUCAUAUUUUCCACUGAAGCGAAGAAAGAAAAGAAGAAAGUCUUCGUCGUCUUCAGGGAAGUGGCCACGUAACGCUAGUACUGCCGACGAUGAAAAUAAACCCUCCGAUGGAAACGAUAAUAGUCGGUCAGCUAAUUACGAUCAUAAGGACGACGACAAUACGGAACAUGGCGACGAUACAACAAACGAUCGAUUGGAGUAUUCGAAUCACCGGAGCUGUCACUCACCUCGUGCUCAAGAGGCGCAGUCGGUGUCGGCCGAGAAUUCUCAAGCAGGAUUACAGCCCGAUCAAAUAUCGGACAACGAAUCGCACCUUCAUACUCUAAUGCCUAUGCAGCCGUAUUCGCCGCUGCAUAUACCGCAGUUCCCUGGACCACUGAGCAUGGGCUUCCCUCCUGGUAUACCGCUCCCGCUGGUUACUCAGAGUACGACUGCGGGAACAGUGUCUUGUGGACUGACGGGCAACAUGAAUCUGUCUAAAAUACGUGGCGCGUCCGAUUGUCCCGGUGUUUGUCCGCUUUGUGGUGCUACGUUACGACAAGCGAGGAAUCUACGCAGACACCUGUUAUCCUCUUGCAAAUAUCGAUUUAGUAGUAAUCCGGUACAGAGUUCCCCAGCCGACGCGAUGAUGAUAGAGAUAAAGCCCGAGGUCGAGUUGUCUAGUUACAGUGAGCAAUCGAUGACUUAUGGAACCGACAGUGGGAGCAGUACCUGUGAGCAAAUUAUUUGUAAGCCGAGUCCACUUCCCUCGCCGACAUCCCACGGGGCGAACGUUGUCUCGCCUCAGAACAAUGUUCCGUCGCCGACCAUCGCUAGAUGAACGUGCAGGAAGAAAUUGAAGGGAAAGAUUCGUGGAAUCGACCGAAAGCGUUCGAUUCUGUUGUUGUGAUUUAGAUAUUGCUUUAUUUCUUAUCUAUUGUUUCGAACAGUUACGUUUAUGUGUAUCACUAGUUUAAUGUAAGUGAAUGCAAUACAUUUUGUCUUAGUGUACUUACGCACAAUUUACGUUUAGAUUAUUAUUCUUAUCUAUUCAAGUUGCUUAAGGAAACAUGAACUGACGUUAUUUUGUAUAUAUAAGCUUGUCAGUUUUCACACUACUUGGAUAGUGUGUUUAGUAAUUCUGAUUUAUUAGUUUUUCCUUCGACGAUUUUAAACGAAGUUACGUAUUUAAGAUUACGUUAAACGACUACGCAAAAAUCUUCCUCGUUAGUAAAUAAGAACAGUAUCUUUAGGAUUAAUGGGAAUAGCAAUCGAUGAAAAAUUAAGUAUAGCAAAAGCGAUGAUGUAAGUACAGUAACUUUUUGCUAGGUAUCCGAGUAACGCGGAGCCUUAACUAUGUAAGUAGAAAGAUAGACCGAGGAAUCGUCGGUAAGUACGAGAAUCUGGAGAUUUUGCGAAGAAACUCCGUGUUACUAAGUACUUCUACAUUUUUGAUAUUAUUUAAAUACUUGCUUACCUAAUUACACUACUCUACGAUGAGUUUACAUAACAAAUACUGAAUUGCAAAUCUACGUAAGUAGUUUUUAGCAUUUCUUUUGUUGUAAUGGAAUUUUAAUUCUAAAUGAUUAUGUACAUCCAAGUAUUAAUAUGUAAUGCAUUGUAAUGUAUAUAUGAAUUGUCAUUAUCUCGUAAAAAUUAGAAAAGAAGUAACAGAGAAGUUUCAGUUCCUACCUAAAUGCAGUAGAACCUCGUGUUCCCGAAUCACUUCAAGGCAAGUGGUUAUUUGGGCGAAAAUAGGAUACGAAGGUCUAUUGUCCGAACGGCGUUCUUUCUCGGGCUGUCCGAGAUAAUCCUGGUUCUAUUGUGGUUUGUUCAGUUUUACGGCUUUCAAUCUCGACGUGCAUCGUCCACAAUAUAAAUAAUUUGAUAGGAGGUAAAGAAAUCGACAGCGUUUAAAUUAUAUUAACAAUAUACCUAAUUAAAACUAAGUAAUAACGUCGCUCAACGUGGUAGGAAUGUUUAUUUUAUUAUAGACUUUGUACAUUUAGAUAAAAAGUUUCUAUAGGCCAUAGCUGUCGGAGCUGUUUCUGCAAAUAUUUUUUGUAUAUCAUCUUUUUGUAUGUAACCAUUUAUUUAUAAUUACUAAUUGAUUUCUACGAAAUCGUGAUAUCGUGUCACGAUUACCGGCGAACGAAUCAGAACAAUAAAUGUGCUGAAUUAUAUCUAUGUCAAAGUUUGUUCAGUUUCAUCCGUUACUAUAACAAAAUCCUUUCUAUCUAUUAUUUGUAUGCGUUUCAUAGUUAACCGUUUGAAUCUCAGGAGUCAAAUUGAUCGAAAUUCGAGUACUUCUACAGGAAGCGUAAGAUUAAAGCUAUUGAAGCGGCAAAAAAAAUAUGCGAAGUGUACGGAGAAGAGGUCGUCUCAGUUCCUAUGGCGCAAAAAUAGUUUAAAAAGUUCAAUGAAGAACUUUUAUUUUAAAACACAUAUUUAUUAUUUAUCAAUAAAUUAAUUGUAACUAAUACGUAAAUAUUAAAUAACUUCUCAGAAGGUACAAAAGAAUGUAUAACAGUUGUAUGUAAAGUAUCUUUAUUGACGUCAAAAAAUUAUACAAACUGAAACAACAAAAAAACGCACGAACUUUUGGUUCACCCUAAUAUAAACUUUACAAAAUAGAUUAAAAAUCGCAGUUACAAUGCUUUUGUUUGUGAGAAGUUCUAUACUUAAAUGAAAUUAUUCUAAAUUAAAUCAUCGAGACUAUAGAGCUCGUCAGAUUUAGGUGAAAAUCGAUAAAUGAAGAGUCACGUUAAAUAUAAGAGCCCCUUAGAUAUCAAAGAAAUUCAUACAAGUCUCUGUGUUUAUUUCUAAGCUAAAGGGUUGAGGUGAAUAAUAAACAAGUCAGGUUUAGA
This is a messenger RNA of Ceratina calcarata, 3491 nucleotides long. Its product is annotated as protein abrupt-like. Gene Ontology annotation, biological process: regulation of transcription by RNA polymerase II. NCBI's taxonomy places the organism in Eukaryota, Metazoa, Arthropoda, Insecta, Hymenoptera, Apidae. Gene Ontology annotation, cellular component: nucleus. Gene Ontology annotation, molecular function: protein binding. Bases 206 to 1465 code for a protein of 419 amino acids. The record is from RefSeq and is a predicted model, not a curated record. The transcript is spliced from 5 exons.